Volvox carteri f. nagariensis is the source of this 2155-nucleotide messenger RNA. RefSeq lists its product as uncharacterized. Lineage: Eukaryota; Viridiplantae; Chlorophyta; Chlorophyceae; Chlamydomonadales; Volvocaceae. The transcript has 13 exons. Bases 1 to 1809 code for a protein of 602 amino acids. The record is from RefSeq and is a predicted model, not a curated record.
AUGGGUGCCAUACUUAGCAAACCCUAUGAACAUGGGCUGACAGGGCUGCUGCUGGGUGAGCAAAUUAUCUCCGAAGUUCAGAAGGCCAUGAGGGAGCUCCAGGUGAAGGGUCUCACACGGCCCAGUUCCCCCAUCAAGGUCACUCCGUCCUCCUGUUCAUCAGAUAUGUGCAAGACGAUCGAGGGUGCAGUGGGCGUGCGGUGGCACUAUGUCAUGGGGGUCAUUGCGCCAUGCUGCUGCACCUGUGUGCCUGUGGCCCCAACUGCCAUGUUCUGCUGGGACGGUGCCAAUGAGGACGCUCCAGACACCAUUGCAAGAGCGGUGAAGCACCUGCAGCACAUCGCCCCUCAAGGUGUGAAGGUCCUGCCGGUGCAGACCGUUGAGUGGCUACAAGCCACGGUCAACCUCGGCCACAAAACCAUCGAGAUAAAGCCCUCGAAAACGGACUAUAUAUUCGUCACGGGGGUGGCGUGGGCCAAGUGCAAGGAGGACUUCGGUGCAAAGUUGUUCAAUGGGUGGAAGCUGAGUGUUAAGGAUGGCAUGAUGACGGCCGAUGCAUUGCAGUCCAUGCUGGGCUCAAUCAUUGCCCUGUAUGAAGUCAAGACUGAUGUCACCCUGAACAAGGGGUUGCCUGGUGUGCGCGUGCAGGCGCUGAUUGAGUACCUGGCAGUCAACCACAUGAAGGACUGGCCCAUGAAUGAUGUACCUGUCCUAUUUGGCGACCUCAAUAGACAUUAUGUGGUUCAUGCUGGCCGCAAGGAUGCAGGCCAGCCCCAGAGGUCUAUUCAUGUGGAGGCAGCACGGGAGAAUGAGUAUGCGCAGGCCUUGGGAGCACUAUUUAGGCUGCCCGAGGUGUACGAGGCCUUGGGGCUGACAAAGCCGCCCACCUGCUUUCAACCUGUGACCAAGGAGGAGUACCUUGCAGGCUUUCGACCCUAUGCACGAGGGGUUGAGCCUAUUUUAACAGCUUCUCUGAAGCUGACACCCUACCUGUUCCACACCAGCAUCAUGCUGUCAUCAUCACAGGGAAGCAUGUCAGGCACACUUGUUGUUUUGGCACGUCGCGCCAGCAGCUCCCUGACCACCAUGUCGAACCCCUUGGCAGCCGCAAGGGGUGCGCCAUGCACCCGCACGGGGGCUCACUGCUGGCUGCUGCUGGUAAACUCGUACGCUACCGAGCAUUCAACCGAGCAUGCUACGAGCAGUCCUUGUAAGGAGCAGCAUAUCACCCAAAACGCUGGUGUCGGUAUCGGCUGUUCCAAAAAGCUGUUCCAAGCCAUCAUGGCCUCGGUGCGGGGAGCACGGCUGGAGCCGGCGCGGCGGCAGGGCCAGGCCCCGGGAGCACUGCAGCUGACGCCCAUCGAGCGUGCCUACAACAACUCGGCUGUUUGCUUCUACGAGGACCCGGCAGACAAGAAGCUCAAGCUACACAUCCUGUGGGACGAGCUCAAGUCACAGAAGCUCGCCGACUGCCAGUGGCUGGGAGGGCCCAAGGGCAAGGGCUAUGCUGAGUUGACCAAUGCAUUCGGCGACACAACAUACGGCGACCUGGAGGCGCGGCCCCUACAAUACUACAGCAGCACGGUGGUCCCCUUUCGCCGCAUGCUCAGCACCCAUGCGCAGCUGAGCCUCGACCGGGCACAGCGGGACGGCAAGAUGGCCGGGAGCUGGACCUUCCAGGACUAUCACUCCAUAGAAAACGUCCUCACCUGGCUUCAAACUGCAGAGCUGCAGGAGCCGCCCAUCGCAGGCAGCAUGUCGGAGUUGUCGGAGGUCAUGAGCAUGAGCAGUGCUCCCGCUGCACUGUAGGCAUUGUCGUAGGAGCUUGCCAUUCUCUUGCUGCAGUCGCAGCCGAGCUGGGUGGCAAACUCUCCGUGCAGCACAGCCUCAUGGUGCGGUGCUUGCUGGCCGCCAUGCAGGACGUGGCAGGAGGCUGGCUGGCAGCGGCAACGUGCAGCCGCCAGCAGCGACUGCUGCGCACAGAGCUGUAUGACUAGGCUGUGGCGGCGGGGCGGUAGCUGCAGCCGCGCGCGGAAGCGCGUGGCGGCGCUGCUGGUGGUGCUUGGUGUGCGGGCCUGGUGGCAGGGUGGCUAGGCACCGCUGAGGGUGGAACGUGGUUGCUUACCAAGGCCGUGCGGCGCCUGCACCUAUAAGG